This is a messenger RNA of Carassius auratus (goldfish), 2160 nucleotides long. RefSeq names its product beta-glucuronidase-like. The record is from RefSeq and is a predicted model, not a curated record. Gene Ontology annotation, molecular function: beta-glucuronidase activity; carbohydrate binding. Bases 55 to 2019 code for a protein of 654 amino acids. The transcript is spliced from 12 exons. Gene Ontology annotation, biological process: carbohydrate metabolic process. Lineage: Eukaryota; Metazoa; Chordata; Actinopteri; Cypriniformes; Cyprinidae.
CCUAGCGGAAGUGGAGCGCUUGAGUGUAAAUAGCAGACAGUCGGGAAGCGCGUGAUGGGUUUAACCGGAGCGAUUCUGGCGCUUCUGACCGCUCUGUGCGGUGUGUGUCAGUCGCUGCAGGGCGGGAUGCUGUUCCCCACGGAGUCUCCCUCCAGAGAAGUGAAGGACGUGAGCGGCUUGUGGCGGUUCCGAGCGGAUCUGUCUCCGGAGCGGAACCGCGGAUUCGAGCAGCAGUGGUUCAAGCGUCCUCUGGCGGAGACAGGGCCUGUUAUUGACAUGCCGGUGCCGUCCAGCUACAAUGACAUCACACAAGACGCCAAGAUCCGUGAUUUCAUUGGCUGGGUGUGGUAUGAGAGGGACGUAUGGGUGCCGUCGCGCUGGAUCCAGGACCGGGGAACACGGAUCGUGCUCCGAGUGGGAAGCGCUCACUAUUUCUCAAUGCUUUGGGUGAACGGGGUCAAUGUGAGCGAGCACGAGGGCGGUCAUCUCCCGUUUGAGGCGGACAUCAGCGCCGUUCUGCGGCAGACGAACGGGAACCCGUGUCGAAUUACCAUCGCUGUGAACAACACUUUAACUCUAGAGACGCUUCCACCGGGAACCAUCCAGUACAUGAACGACCGCAGCAGAUACCCCGCUGGAUACUUCGUCCAGAACACUAACUUUGAUUUCUUCAACUACGCUGGAAUACACCGACCGGUCCUGCUGUACACCACACCGGCGGCGCACAUUGAUGACAUCACACUGGAGACCAGCUUCUCAGACAACAUCGGGCUGGUCAGGUUUAACGUGUCCGUGUUGGGCAGCUCUAAACCCGCUGUGAAAGUCACGCUCUCGGCUCACGACGGCAGACGUGUGGCUUCGGCCGACGGCUCCAGAGGAGUCCUCAAAGUCACGGACGUUAACCUCUGGUGGCCGUAUCUGAUGCACGAGAACCCAGCGUACCUUUACUCCAUGGAGGUUCAGGCGACAGCGGAGGACGGACAGACGGAUGUCUACACUCUUCCGGUGGGGAUUCGCACCGUUAAAGUCACCAGCACACAGUUCCUCAUCAACAACAAGCCGUUUUACUUCCACGGGGUCAACAAACACGAGGACGCAGACAUCCGAGGGAAAGGCUUCGACUGGCCUCUGCUGGUGAAGGACUUUAAUCUGAUGAAGUGGAUGGGAGUGAACUCGUUCCGCACCAGUCACUAUCCGUACGCCGAGGAGAUCCUGCAGACGGCCGACCGGCACGGCAUCGUCAUCAUCGACGAGUCGCCUGGAGUGGGAAUCAAAGACAUACGCAGUUUCGGGAACGUGUCUCUGGUUCAUCACCUGAGGGUCAUGGAGGAGCUGGUGCGGCGUGAUAAGAAUCAUCCGUCUGUGGUCAUGUGGUCUGUGGCCAAUGAGCCGGCGUCAGAGAUGCCCCCCGCCGGACUCUACUUCAAGGAACUGGUGUCUCAUACGAAAUCUCUGGAUUCGUCGCGUCCCGUCACGUACAUCACAGACAGCAACUAUGCCAGAGAUCUCGGGGCUCCGUAUGUGGACGUCAUCUGUGUGAACAGCUAUCUGUCGUGGUAUCAUGACCCGGGUCACACAGAGAUCAUCAGUCUUCAGCUCAACACUCAGUUUGAUGACUGGUACGGGAAAUACCAGAAGCCCAUCAUCCAGAGCGAGUACGGAGCGGACGCCGUGCCCGGAUUACACAGCGAUCCACCCAUGAUGUUCACGGAGGAGUAUCAAACCACCGUCCUGCAGAACUACCACAGCGUGUUCGACCGGAAGAGGAAGGAGUUCCUGAUCGGAGAGCUGAUCUGGAACUUCGCCGACUUCAUGACGGCUCAAACCAUCACUCGAGUGGUUGGGAAUAAGAAGGGAGUCUUGACCCGGCAGCGUCAGCCCAAAGCCGGAGCGUUUCUGCUGCGAGAGCGAUACUGGAGGAUCGCCAAUGAGACGUCUCGGCCGCUCUCCAUGAGCCGGAUCAGCUGUGAGGGGAAACCAGGUUUAUCAGGAGGAAGUGCCUUAUGUGUGCCACACUGAGGAUCACAGCUGUGGGGAAAACACAUGUGUUGUGUGAUCAGUCCAGAUGCUGUGUUCUUCGUAAAGACACUCAAUUGUUUUCUUUUAAAAGUCCUGAAUGCAGCAACACUAUUAAACUGGAGCAGGAAUGUUUUCUCUUUU